AUGCGCGGCAGCCAGAGAUGGCGGCUGUUGGUCCUGCUGCUGCACCUGUUGCUGCAGCAGCAGCAGCUGCUGCAGCGAACCGUGGGAUACCGUGUGCCCCUGCAGCAGCAGCUGCAGCAGCAGCAGCAGCAGCAGCAAUGCAGCAGCGCUGCGUCAGCAGCCCCGACGGCCUUCCUGCACUCGCCUUUAGGGCUUCCUUGCAUGCGCUUCCGUAGCAGUAGCAGCAGCAGCAGCAGCAGCAGCAGCAGCAGCAGCAGAAGCAGCAGCAGCAACAGGAGAAGCAAAGGGAGUAUCGCGGGGCGGCCUCCUUAUGAACAGCCUGCAGCAAUAGGAGGAGUUGGUACUGCAGCAGCAGGAGCAAGAGCAGCAGCAGCAGCAGCAGAAUCAGCAGCAGCAGCAGAACCAGCAGCAGCAGCAGCAUCACCACAACUAUACACUUCCUCACUCACCAGCAGCAGCAGCAACAGCAGCAGCAGCAGCAGCAGCAGCAACAGCAGCAGCAGCAGCAGCAGCACAGGAGUUGGAACUGCAGCAGCAGGAGCAAGAGCAGCUGCAGCAGCAGCACCAGCUGCAGCAGCAGCAGCAGCAGCAGCAGAAUCAGCAGCAGCAGCAGAACCAGCAGCAGCAGCAGCAUCACCACAACAACAACCACAACCGGCAUCAGCAGCACCAACAUCAUCAUCAUCAGCAGCAGCAGCAGCAACGACAGCAGCAGCAGCAGCAACAGCAGCAGCAACAGCAGCAGGAGCGUUUGCUCUGCCUCUCAAUCUCCGGGAAUACUACCAGCGAAAUUUGCAUAUUAACGAGCCCAACAAUCCCCUCUCUAUUAUACACACCAAAGUCAUACACUUCCUCACUCACCAGCAGCAGCAACAGCAGCAGCAGCAGCAACAGCAGCAGCAGCAGCAGCAGGAGAAGCAUCAGCAGGAGCGGCCGCAGCAGGAGAAGCAUCAGCAGGAGCAGCAGCAGCAGGAGCAGCAGCAGCAGGAGCAGCAGCAGCAGGAGCAGCAGAAAGAGCAGCAGCAGAAAGAGCAGCAGCAGUAUCAGCAGCAUCAGGAGCAGCAACAGCAGCAGCAGCACCAGCAGCAGAAGGAGCAGCAGCAGCAGUAUCAGCAGCAGCAGCAGCAGCAGCAGCAGCAGCAGGACGCUGGGGCCCCCCUGGGGGGCCCCCCUGGGGCACCCCAGGGGGCCCCUCUCCUGGUUUCCCCUCUUAAGGGGGCUCCUCUUCAGGGGGCCCCUACCCAGGGGGCCCCUCUCAUGGGGGGCCCCCCUACGGGGGCCCCUCUGGUGGGGGGCCCCUCUAGUACGGGGGCCCCUCUGGCCGGGGGGCCCCCUGCGGGGGCCCCUAUGGUGGGGGGGCCCCCUGCGGGGGCCCCCUUGACGGUGGUUGUGAGUGGUGAGGUGUAUCGGCGGGAUGCCAUCGAUCGAUUGCAUUUUCCUAUAUUUCAUCAAAUGGAAAUAUUUCGAAUUGUGCCAGAAGGAGUAAACGCAGAAGAAGAUCUUAAAAAAGUGGUUGGGGGUUUGUUGAGCUUUCUGCUGCCUGGCCGUCAGUGGCGUUUGCUGCGGGAUGAAUUUCCAUUCACAAACCCCUCAAUACAAGCAGAGGUGUUGGGGGACGACGGGCGUUAUGUGGAGCAGCAGCAGCAGCAGCAGGAGCAGCAGGAGCAGCAGCAGCAGCAGCAGGAGCAAAUCCAGCAGCUGCAGCAGCACCAAAAGGAGCACGAACCCCACCAUCAUCAGCAGCAACAGCAGCAACAGCAGCAACAGCAGCAGCAGCAGCAGCAGCAGCAGUAA
Eimeria mitis is the source of this 1794-nucleotide messenger RNA. RefSeq lists its product as uncharacterized. Gene Ontology annotation, biological process: tRNA aminoacylation. The coding region runs from base 1 to 1794 and encodes 597 amino acids. The transcript is spliced from 7 exons. Gene Ontology annotation, molecular function: ATP binding; tRNA binding; oxidoreductase activity, acting on the CH-OH group of donors, NAD or NADP as acceptor. The record is from RefSeq and is a predicted model, not a curated record. NCBI's taxonomy places the organism in Eukaryota, Apicomplexa, Conoidasida, Eucoccidiorida, Eimeriidae.